GUGUAUGCCGUAAUGAGGUGGUAUAUUUGUGUUGUUGUUGUUGUUGUGGGUGUUUCGUUCCUAUGUUCUGUGCCGUGUCAUGCUCAAGAUGAGCAGGAAGACGACACGGGACAACAUGAAGAAGAGGAGGCCGCCGUAGAUUCACUGAGCAUCGAAGGCAAAUACCUCGCGGUUGAAGAAAGCUUCAAAAAUGUCAUCAACACCGUCAUCAAGCAGGCUCUUCCAAAAGUUAUCGAGUUCCAGGACAAAGCGGAACUCAGUCCCGAAUGCAUGGGGUCGUUCCUCAAAAUUAUCGGCAAGAUGCGCAACCUCGACAGAGAAACAUUCAGAAUGUUCGAUGCUUCCGCCAAAAUUGCUGCUGGACUCGUGGAGGGUUCACUGACAGAAUUCGGUAACUAUUACGAAUGUCUCAAGGUCAGCGUCAAGGACGACUACGAUGAAGAGGAAUCGUUCAGAGGAAGCUACUGCAUGGUCAGAUCGCGUCCGCCUCUUCCCCCGAAGCCUAGAAUCGUCCCUGGAGAUUUCACACCCGUGAACAUAUCAAUGUUCUCUGAAAACUCGAUGAUGCGUGACCUGCUCACCGGUUCCGGAACUUUCUAUUACACACGAGCGCGGAUGGGGCUCUGUCUGCCUUCAACAUGCAGCGUCGAAGAUGUCAACGCCAUUAUAAAACCAUUGUUCGAAGGGCUCCACUGGGAGGCUAACGUCGAGUACUGCCGCCAACGACAAGAUCGGAAUGAUUUGAACUCGGAAGAGUGGGCUUGUGUAAUCUUCCUGGCUGUAUUGAUGCUCCCGGUCAUCGUUGCCACGACAAUACAUGCGUGUCUCUGGAUCAUGGGUUACCAGGCGGACAAGGCCCCAAAAAUCGAGAGCCCUCUGCUGAAAACCGUCCUAUCGCUAUCAGCCUACGAGACUGCGAGAAAGAUUUUGGUUGUGAAUCCUCCGAAGGAUGAGCACACCAAAAACUUAGCGCUCUUCCAUGGACUCCGAGCUGCAACCGUAGUCUGGAUCAUCUGGGUUCAUCAUUUCGCCUACAACGAUGUCGCUGUGUACUCUUCCGCACGAAUUUCGCGUGAAAUCGUCGGCUACUACAGAAACCAGAUAUUCAAUAACGGUUGGCUUGCUGUCGACACCUUCUUCUUCAUAUCGGGAUUUUUCCUCGCGUAUGUAAUUGGUCGAAUGAAGGGCAGGAUCGGCUUCGUUAAGGUCGUGAUGUUCUACGUCGUUCGCUGGUGGCGUCUUAUCCCUAUGGUGUUCGUCGGUAUCGCGACUCUCUUCUUGGUGGCGAAGGCUGGAGACGGUCCUAUCUGGCAGGAGUUCAUCGGUAAGGAGCUGCAGAAAUGUCGGAAUCAAUGGUGGCUGGUGCUCCUCAACUUCCAGAAUAUUCUCCACCACGACGAGUUGUGCAUGGUGCCCUUCUGGUAUAUUUCGGUCGAUACACAACUAUAUCUAAUAUUCGUGGGCUUGGUCAUCUAUACUUUCAACCCUCGUAGCGACGGAUACAAACAAGCGAAGAGAGGAUUCCUGAUCAUGGCGGCGAUAUCGCUUGCCGGAAUGAUCAUCCUAGCCGUACAGAGUUUCGUUAACGAAUAUCACCCUACGGCUCUAUACGUCGCUGGCGAUCUGACGUUCACGACGUCCAUGCUGUCGAUGACUUAUAUGCAGCCCUGGGCUCACUGUGGGCCCUUCGUCAUCGGAAUCCUUUCCGCCUGGAUCUAUCUGAGGAAAAAUAUCGUUUUCUUGCCGAAGCUCGUCGAAGUGACAGGGUGGAUUUUAACGGCCAUCGGUAUGCUCGGAGUUCUUUUCGUGACGAAAAAUUGGGGCACGGGAGACUUACCCGCUCAGUGGGUGUCGGCAACUUACACCUCGACGCAUCGAACGAUCUGGGCGGCGGGUCUCGCAUGGAUUGUCUUCACGUGUACGACAGGCCGUGGAGGAAUUGUGAACCACAUCCUCAGCUACCCGGCCGUGGUGCCCAUUUCUCGCCUGUCUUACGCCAUGUAUAUCAUGCAUGUCCCAUUCAUCUGGCAUCGCAUGUGGACGAUCGAUGAGCGGACGCAUAUCACAUUCAUGCCUCAGUUCUACGACGGCAUGGGGAGCUUCGUCAUCACAUUCUUCAUGGCUCUUUUGGCGAGCGUGUUCUGCGAACGAACGAUAGUUUUCAUCAAAGAGAUCGCCAUGGGGGAAAACGGACGGAAUAAAGAAGACAAAGCCGCGCCAGCUUUGAAUAGCUUCGAGAAGAAAACAAUGCCUUCGACGUCGGAGGUCGAAUUGAAAACUUCACGGAGGAUCAGUGACGAGUUGCAAGUGACAGCGUAUCCGAACGCGCAAGUCGCCGUUCAUCUCUGAAGUAGCAUCGCAAGCGAGUCAGCACUCGAGCGGGACCAAGUGCUUGAUGAUCUGGCAGCGAAACACAUGCAGUAUAGCCGAAUCUAGCUCAAUUGUUUUCAUCGUGUAAUCGAUUCAAUAGAAUAAAGAUUUUCGAGUUUUU
Molecule: messenger RNA, 2491 nt
Organism: Galendromus occidentalis (western predatory mite)
Lineage: Eukaryota; Metazoa; Arthropoda; Arachnida; Mesostigmata; Phytoseiidae
Product: nose resistant to fluoxetine protein 6
Exons: 16
Coding region: 13-2349 (778 amino acids)
Molecular function (GO): acyltransferase activity, transferring groups other than amino-acyl groups
Source: RefSeq, a predicted model, not a curated record